AUGAAAUUCAGUUACGACCUUCUCUAUGGUGAUUCCCUGAACACGAUCGAAAUAUCCGACGAAUUAGAUUGCAAGAUCGAAGUUCAUUCCAGACAUCUUAGCAAGGUGGCACCCUCAUUGGCCACAAAAACCCGUUACGAGACAAUUGGUUAUGUGUCUCCGCCGCGAGCAAAACAUGUCUUCAUGCAGACCAUCCGUCUACACCUAGUGGAGGGGUUCACGACCUACGGUAGUCUCCAAGGCUUUGCUCGGUGGAUCUACACUCAAAAGAUCGGUUGGGGCGACGACCACGAGUCCGUGAUCACCCGGUGUAUUGAACUCGUCCAAUUCGCAGACCUGUACCAGAUAAGCUCCCGCGAGGCCGCAACUGUCCAUCAUCUGAUGACACUUUCUCGCGAACGGGGCGAUGGGUUUAUUGCCUGGAAGGAAGGCAUAUUACUGGAGUGCCACAUUUUCGCCGCCAUGCAGCUACAUCCCAUGCGGCGGUCCAUUGUACGGGCCACGGUUUACAACUACUUCAGCUGGCCUCCAUGUAUAUCGAAUGCGGUGAAGAAAUGCCCUCUUUAUGGUUGUGCACCGAGCUACUAUAUUUACCGGGAAAGGUGGCUAUGUGGGCCGCAGCUCGAGCUCCCAGGGUCGACUGAUCAGCCCCGGAGUCAGUGUGCAUCAUGA
This is a messenger RNA of Penicillium chermesinum, 672 nucleotides long. RefSeq lists its product as uncharacterized. Lineage: Eukaryota; Fungi; Ascomycota; Eurotiomycetes; Eurotiales; Aspergillaceae. Bases 1 to 672 code for a protein of 223 amino acids. The transcript has a single exon. The record is from RefSeq and is a predicted model, not a curated record.